AUGUACAUACAUACACAGACACAUGUACACUACAAACACAUGUACAUACAUACACACACAUGUACACACACACACACAUGUGCAUACACGCAGACACAUGUACAAUUGUACACAUGUACACAUACACACACACACCACCCCCCCCAUAAAAAGUUGCAGUACUUCGUUGUUCACUCACAGAUCCGGGUACUGCACUCUCGGGGGAGGUAAAGAGCACAGCACAAACUCCUUGCUUUGCUUUCACUGUGCUCAGCUAUUGAGCAGUCUGGUGGCUCCCAGUUCCAAUGACAGAUCCAGCCUAAGCUCCGAGCCUGCUCAGCAAGACGGCCCUGGGGGACACACUCGCCCCCACCAUAAUUUCCACUCGCCAUUGGCAUGGAAAUUUCAAGCCCUGCUCAAG
Staurois parvus is the source of this 400-nucleotide messenger RNA. NCBI's taxonomy places the organism in Eukaryota, Metazoa, Chordata, Amphibia, Anura, Ranidae. The record is from the annotation of a GenBank genome assembly.